Messenger RNA from Jatropha curcas, 3071 nucleotides. Its product is annotated as Leucine-rich receptor-like protein kinase family protein. Gene Ontology annotation, molecular function: protein binding; protein kinase activity; ATP binding. Gene Ontology annotation, biological process: protein phosphorylation. NCBI's taxonomy places the organism in Eukaryota, Viridiplantae, Streptophyta, Magnoliopsida, Malpighiales, Euphorbiaceae. The record is from RefSeq and is a predicted model, not a curated record.
UGCAUUUCUUUCAUUAGAAACCAUUUUUCUUUAAUCUUUUUCAGCUAAACAAGAUCAAGAACUAAAAUGGGUUCUUUUAAAUUUUCCAUUUUGAGUCUUCUUUUCUCGAUCAUUUUCUUGUUCUUGGUUUCUGUCAAAGAAAGUGUUCAAAUCCCAUUUGCUAAAGAAAGAGUUUCUUUACUUUCUUUCAAGUCCGGUGUCGUGUCCGAUCCUCAAGGUGUUCUUGAAAGCUGGAACUCAUCAAAUCUUGAUAUAUGCAAAUGGUCUAGAGUCAAAUGCGACAAUGUGAGUAAUCAAAUAUUUCAACUUGAUCUUAGUGAUCUUUCACUAAGAGGAAGAAUUUCUCCAUCUUUAGCUAAUCUUUCUUCUUUGAAGAUUCUUGAUUUGUCAAAGAACUUCUUUGAGGGGAGUGUUCCGGCAGAGUUGGGGAAUCUUUCUCAACUGCAACAAUUAAGUUUGUCUUGGAAUCUUCUUCAAGGAAAGAUUCCUUACGAGUUGGGUUAUCUUACCCAGUUGGUUUAUCUCGAUUUGGCUAGUAAUAACUUUGUUGGUGAAAUUCCUUCACCAAUUUUCUGCAACGGGUCCUCUUCUUUAGAGUACAUAGACCUUUCUAAUAAUUCUUUAAGUGGUGAAAUACCCUUAAAGAACGGAUGUGAGCUUAAGGAAUUAAAAUUUCUUUUACUUUGGUCAAAUAAAUUAGUGGGUCAUGUUCCUUUAGCUCUUUCCAACUCUUCAAAGCUUAAGUGGAUUGAUUUGGAAUCUAAUAUGUUAAGUGGGGAAUUACCAUCACAAAUUGUUCAAAAAAUGCCUCAAUUACAAUUCCUUUACUUGUCCUACAAUAGUUUUGUCAGUCAUAAUAAUAACACCAAUCUUGAACCUUUUUUAACUUCUUUGGUUAAUUCCUCUAAUUUAACAGAACUUGAAUUAGCAGGAAAUAAUCUUGGUGGAAGGAUACCUCCUAUUAUUGGUAAUCUUUCUGCUCUUGUACAAAUUCAUUUAGAUGAAAACCUUCUUUUUGGUGCUAUACCUCCUCAAAUUUCAAAUCUUGUCAACCUCACCCUUUUAAAUUUGUCUAGUAACCUUUUGAAUGGUACUAUUCCUAGAGAAAUAUGUCGUUUAGGUAAGCUAGAAAGAGUUUAUUUAUCAAAUAAUUCACUUUUUGGUGAAAUUCCUUCAGCUCUUGGUAACAUUUCCCACUUAGGUCUUCUUGAUUUAUCCAAAAACGAACUUUCAGGAUCAAUUCCAGAUAGUUUUGCUAAUCUUUCACAAUUGCGACGUCUUUUUCUCUACGAGAAUCACCUUUCUGGAACUCUACCUCCAAGUUUAGGCAAAUGUAUAAAUUUAGAGAUUUUGGACCUUUCUCAUAAUCAAAUUUCUGGUUCAAUUCCUAAUGAAGUUGCAGCCCUCCGGAGUUUGAAAUUGUACUUGAAUUUGUCUAGCAACCAUUUACAAGGUCCAUUACCGUUAGAAUUAAGUAAAAUGGAUAUGGUCCUUGCAAUUGAUCUUUCUUCAAAUAAUUUUUCAAGUACUAUCCCUCCACAACUUGGAAGUUGCAUUGCAUUAGAGUACCUUAACCUUUCAAGCAAUACGUUAGAAGGUACUCUACCUUCUUCAAUAGGGCGAUUGCCCUAUCUUAAGCAAUUAGAUGUUUCUUUAAACCAAUUAGGUGGAGAAAUACCAGAGUCUUUACAAUCAUCACCAACCCUCAAGUAUCUCAACUUCUCAUUCAACAAGUUCGUUGGCAAUGUAUCUAAAAAUGGGGCAUUUUCUUCAUUGACGAUGGACUCCUUUCUUGGAAACAAAGGCAUCUGUGGAACAAUAAAAGGAAUGAAAAAAUGUCGAAAAAAAUAUUCUUUUCAUUCCUUUAUUUUGCCUGUCCUUCUUUCUUUAUUUGCUACUCCUUUUUUGUGUUUGUUUUUAGUAUUUAGAUCAAAAUUCAAAAGGAAAUUAGCAAUAUUCAAUCAAGGCAACUUAGACGAUGAAGAGAAAGAAUCAAAAGAGCUUAAAUAUCGGCGAAUCUCUUAUCAACAACUCAUUGAAGCUACCGGAGGUUUCAGUGCUUCAGCCCUAGUAGGUUCAGGCCGGUUCGGUAAUGUCUACAAGGGAGUUCUUGAGGACAAUACAAGAAUAGCUGUUAAAGUAUUGGAUUCAAAAACAGCUAAGGAAAUCUCAGGAAGCUUUAAAAGAGAAUGUCAAGUACUAAAAAGGGCAAGACACAGAAAUUUGAUAAGGAUUAUUACAAUAUGCAGCAAACCAGACUUUAAGGCACUCGUUCUUCCCUUAAUGUCAAAUGGGAGUCUAGAAAGGUAUCUAUAUCCAAGCCAUGGAUUGAGCGCUAAGUUGAAUUUGAUCCAAUUGGUAAGCAUUUGUAGCGAUGUAGCUGAAGGUAUUGCCUAUUUGCACCAUUACUCUCCUGUUAGAGUAGUGCAUUGCGACCUCAAGCCGAGCAAUAUUCUUCUCGAUGAUGACAUGACAGCUCUAGUAACAGAUUUCGGAAUUGCAAGAUUGCUUAAAGGCAUUGAUGAGAAUAACGCAACGUCUAAUGCGAAUGAUUCAGUGUCCUUCAGCUCUACUGAUGGCUUGCUGUGCGGAUCAGUUGGCUAUAUUGCUCCUGAAUAUGGAAUUGGGAGGCGAGUUUCGACACAAGGAGAUGUAUAUAGUUAUGGAAUUCUUUUGCUAGAAAUUAUAGUCGGAAAGCGUCCAACAGAUGUUCUUUUCCAGGAAGGUUCUAGCUUACAUGAAUGGGUAAAGAGUCAUUACCCUCGAAAGCUGGAGCCGAUUGUGGAAGAAGCAAUGGUUAGGUUUGCUCCAUUAGCCAUUUCUGGUUAUUGUAACAAAAUAUGGAGUGAAGUGAUUGUGGAGUUGAUUGAGCUUGGUCUUAUGUGUACACAAUAUAAUCCUUCAACUAGACCAACUAUGUUAGAUGUUGCCAAUGAAAUGGGUAGGCUAAAGCAGUUUCUUUCUAACCCUCCAUCUUUGCUCAUUCAAGAAGCAUCUCCUAAUAAAUUUGGUGCUUCAUGACAUUUUGUUAACAUCUUUAUCAUUUUAUUCAUUUGUUUCAUUGAUUUUGA